AUGUCUGAUAUGAAGGGCAAUAUUUUAAACCUCAGGGACAGCAUUGAUCAGUUUAUCAAAGAAAAAGGUUUCAGCGUUCAGAAGAAUCAUGGUCUCAACUUAUCGAUGCAAUACAGUCCUCUUUAUCGUGCAUCUGCAAUGUUACCAAGAAUCACUGUAAACUAUCUUCGCUGCGAUGAUGGUUUCGAACAGAUAUGUCAGUCUGCACGCCAUUUAAGUACUCAGCCUAGUAGUCUGACAGAAGAAGUCGUAAAUGAAACUAUUAAGGAGUUAUCUAAAGUUCCGGAUAUUGAUCUUACUAUCCACUGUGGAUUAUGUUCAAGUUUUCGUGGAUUACUUCCCUGGCAAAGCCGGUUCUCCGAGUUUAUACAAUGUCCUUCAGUUCGAAAUCUUCAAAUGUCUGAUUUCCGUCAAGUCCUCCAUCGUUUCGGAACUGUGAAACAACGAUGGGGUCGUUGA
This is a messenger RNA of Heterobilharzia americana, 459 nucleotides long. Lineage: Eukaryota; Metazoa; Platyhelminthes; Trematoda; Strigeidida; Schistosomatidae. The record is from the annotation of a GenBank genome assembly.